Centruroides sculpturatus (bark scorpion) is the source of this 1469-nucleotide messenger RNA. Its product is annotated as DNA repair protein XRCC3-like. The record is from RefSeq and is a predicted model, not a curated record. The transcript has 8 exons. Bases 216 to 1271 code for a protein of 351 amino acids. Gene Ontology annotation, molecular function: ATP binding; four-way junction DNA binding; ATP-dependent DNA damage sensor activity. Gene Ontology annotation, biological process: telomere maintenance via recombination; resolution of mitotic recombination intermediates; t-circle formation. Lineage: Eukaryota; Metazoa; Arthropoda; Arachnida; Scorpiones; Buthidae. Gene Ontology annotation, cellular component: replication fork; Rad51C-XRCC3 complex.
CUUACAUAUGGAAAUUAAAAAUGUCGUAAUUUUUAUAAAACAAAAGUUAUUUUAACGAAAGUAUUGCUUAAAUAACUAACUGUUAUUGGACAAUAUGUCUAAAUUUGGAAAUAUUACUGAUAUAAAGAAUUUACAAAUAUUAAUAAUAAAAUUAGUAUUGGAUAUUAAUUUAUAUAACUCUUCGUGGUUCUUAUAUAAAUAUUUUGAAUUGUGUAAUGGAUAAUUCAUCAGAAAUCGAGUCGUUAGACUUAAAUCCUAAGCUUACUGCUGCAUUACUUAAAGCCAAGUUGUUGACAUGUAAAAAUAUUCUUGCUCUCUCUGAAUCAGAAUUGCAACAUAAGACAAGACUUUCUCAUCAAGAAAUUACUACUAUUUUGACAUCUGUUGCACGUCAUGUUUUAAAAAAUUCAUCGUUUUCAACUGCAUUACAGAUUAAGCAUGGCGAAUGUCCUAAUGUAUUUAAACUUAAAAAAUUGAGUACAGGGUGCGGAAUAUUAAAUUCGUUCUUACGAGGAGGAAUUCUUCUACAUCAUAUCACAGAAAUAUCUGGAGAGAGUGCGAGUGGAAAAACCCAAUUGUGCUUGCAGUUAUCGAUCCAGAUGCGAUUGCCGAUUGAAUUAGGUGGACUUAACGGCGGUGUUGUUUAUAUUUGCACUGAGGAUGUUUUUCCAAUAAAAAGGUUACAUCAAAUGAUAGAAAUCAUGGUUCAGAAGUUAUAUAAAUGCUAUGAUUUAAAUUAUUUUAUGGAUAACAUAUAUAUAACUCAAAUUGGUGAUUUGCCAAACUUGUGGAAAUGCUUAGAGAAACAACUACCACCAUUGAUAACGUCAAGAAAUAUAAAAUUAGUUAUUCUUGAUUCGGUAGCUGCUCUCUUCAGAUGUGAGUAUGGCAUUGACCAAACUAUGGAAAGAUCUCACGAGCUACGGAAAUUGGGAUUAAUUCUUCGUAGGUUAGCAACCGCACACGAACUUUCUGUUAUUUGUGUUAAUCAGGUCACUGAUAUUAUUGAUGAAACUAUGAAUGAAUCAAACAAUUGUACCAUUCCAUCUCUGGGAUUAACGUGGUCCAAUCUAAUUCACACUAGAAUAAUGCUUACGCGAACUAAUAUUACUUAUAAAAUAGAGACCAAUUCGAGAAAUUAUUUGACAGAACAGAAAGUCCGAAACAUGAAAGUUAUAUUUUCUCCUCAUCUUCCCUCUUCGACUUGUCAUUUUGUCGUCAUAACUGAAGGAGUGAAAGAUUUGUUUGCGGUAUUGCACAAAUUUGUGUAGAAGUCUGCCAAAAAGCAGAACGGCUCGGUCGUUUCAUUCUAUACAUGAACCAGAAUACUUACAGUAUUUGAAACCAAAAUUUCCAGUCUAUCCUCUGCUUAAUGUACAAAUUAAAGGAUAUGAUUUUUCUGUUUUGGAAUGCUUUGAAAGUUACGUUCAUAAAACUGCUUUGAAUAUGGGAAUUGAAGUGCAAGAUAC